Adelges cooleyi (spruce gall adelgid) is the source of this 520-nucleotide messenger RNA. RefSeq lists its product as uncharacterized. The transcript is spliced from 3 exons. Bases 103 to 453 code for a protein of 116 amino acids. Lineage: Eukaryota; Metazoa; Arthropoda; Insecta; Hemiptera; Adelgidae. The record is from RefSeq and is a predicted model, not a curated record.
GUUUUAUUUUCUACUUAAAUACUAACUUCCACCAAGAUAUACAGGCGUAUAUCGCAAUAGUUUUAAUGUUAUAUUUUCUUUCUAGGAGAUAAUUGGUUUACGAUGCUUAAAAUGGAUUUUGGAGAUAAUUUAUUGCCAGAUCUUGGAACUACCAGAAGAGUUAUGACAAAAGAAAUUACAAAAUCUUUAGUCCUUGCCGCAAUACUUGGAUACGAAUCAGCUUUCAGAGAUUUCAAACGGAUGUGUCGUUUAAUAGGUUUGUUCAGAAGUAUAAAAUUCCCAGCUUCAUAUGUAAUAACUGCCGAAGUUGACAAUUGUGGUACUUGUACCUUAACAGGUGCAGACGGAAGUGUUAGCAAAUAUAGAUUCGUCGACGAAGUAAUUUGGGAAGUAGAAGUCGAUAAACUUACUGAAGUAAUACAAUUACUCAGAAGUCAGGUUGCCAGUUGGUAACAUAUACCAGCUAUCGUAAUUGUAAAUAAUUGACAAUUGUAUUGCAUUGUUGUUUCUUUCAAUCAUA